GGGCCCGAGGAGCUCCUGGUGCCCACCCAGGGGGGCCCCGUGCGCGGCUUCCGCGUCCCCGCCGGGCCCCCCCCGCUCGCCGCCGCCGCCUUCCUGGGGAUCCCCUACGCCGAGCCCCCCCUGGGGCCCCUGCGCUUCGCCCCCCCCCGCCCCGCCCGGCCCUGGCCGGGGGUCCUGGAGGCCACGGCCCACCCCCACGCCUGCUUCCAGCCGGUGGACACCAUGUUCCCGGGCUUCGGCGGCUCCGAGAUGUGGAACCCCAACCGGGAGAUGAGCGAGGACUGCCUCUACCUCAACGUCUGGGCGCCCUCGCCGCGCCCGCCGGCGCCGGCGCCGGUGCUGGUCUGGAUCUACGGCGGCGGCUUCUACAGCGGGGCGGCCUCGCUGGACGUCUACGACGGGCGCUUCCUGGCCGCCGCCGAGGGGGUGCUGGUGGUCUCCAUGAACUACCGGGUGGGCGCCCUGGGCUUCCUGGCGCUGCCCGGCCACCCCGAGGCCCCCGGCAACGUGGGGCUGCUGGACCAGCGGCUGGCGCUGCGUUGGGUGCAGGCCAACAUCGCCGCCUUCGGGGGCGACCCGGGCGCCGUCACCCUGUUUGGCGAGAGCGCCGGCGCCGCCUCGGUGGGGCUCCACCUGCUGUCGGGGGCCAGCCGGGGGCUGUUCCGGCGCGCGGUGCUGCAGAGCGGCUCGCCCAACGGGCCCUGGGCCACCGUGGGCGCCGCCGAGGGCCGGCGCCGGGCGGCGCGGCUGGGCCGGCUGCUGGGCUGCCCCGGGGCGGGCGCGGGCGGCGCGGUGACCAACGAGACGGAGCUGCUGGGCUGCCUGCGCGCCGCGCCGCCGCCGCGGCUGGUGGAGCACGAGGCGGCCGUGCUGCCGCAGCAGGGCGUGUUCCGCUUCGCCUUCGUGCCCGUGGUGGACGGCGACUUCCUGGCCGACACGCCCGAGGCGCUGCUGGGCGGCCCCGGCAGCGCCGAGGCCGAGGUGCUGCUGGGCGCCGUGCAGGACGAGGGCACCUACUUCCUGGUGUACGGCGUGCCGGGCUUCGGCAAGGACAACGAGAGCCUCAUCAGCCGCGAGGAGUUCCUGGGCGGGGUGCGCCUGGGGGUGCCGCAGGCCAACGAGCUGGCGGCCGAGGCGGUGGUGCUGCAGUACACGGACUGGCUGGACCAGGACAACCCCGUGAAGAACCGCGAGGCGCUGGACGACAUCGUGGGCGACCACAACGUGGUCUGCCCCCUGAUGCACUUCGCCCAGCGCUGGGCCGAGCGCGGCGGCACCGUCUUCGCCUACCUGUUCGACCACCGCGCCUCCAACCUGCUGUGGCCGCCCUGGAUGGGGGUCCCGCACGGCUACGAGAUCGAGUUCGUCUUCGGGCAGCCCCUCAACCCCGGGCUCAACUACACGGCCGAGGAGGAGCAGCUGAGCCGGCGCAUCAUGAGAUACUGGGGCAACUUCGCCAGGACCGGGUAACGGCACCGCGGGGAGGGAGGGAGGGGUGGGAGAGGAAA
This is a messenger RNA of Lepidothrix coronata (blue-crowned manakin), 1508 nucleotides long. RefSeq names its product acetylcholinesterase (Cartwright blood group) (gene ACHE). Gene Ontology annotation, molecular function: acetylcholinesterase activity. The annotation marks the transcript as partial. The record is from RefSeq and is a predicted model, not a curated record. NCBI's taxonomy places the organism in Eukaryota, Metazoa, Chordata, Aves, Passeriformes, Pipridae. The transcript has a single exon. Gene Ontology annotation, biological process: acetylcholine catabolic process; choline metabolic process. Gene Ontology annotation, cellular component: plasma membrane.